AUGGCUCUGUCUUUAGCCCUGACAGCGACCCCGGAGGGACUCAGGGUGAGACAGAAUCCUCCCUCUCUUCGUGUGAUGCGCGGUGAAACGGCAAAACUGUUCUGUCAUUUCAAAGUUGAAUCCCUCAAGUAUGGGGUUCAGUGGUUCAAAAUGAAGCCGGGGAAGCAGCUCAUCCCGAAGUCAUCCAGGCACGUCGUUGUGAAGGAGGAUCAAACUUCGUCCCUGGAGAUCUCCGGGGUAGCGCUGGAGGAUUCUGGGUGGUAUUACUGCGAGGUGAAUGUCCUACAGAGGGACCCAGGAAUGGGAAACGGCACCAAGCUGGUUGUCUUGGGUGAGAAACUAACUGCACAGAUCAGAAAUUCAUCAGGGUUUGCCCUGCUCGGGUGAUGUUUCCAUGCUGGUAAUUAAAGCUCAUUUGUAUCUUUUGUUGGAACAGCGUUUAGUCUUAGUCAGCUCGAUACAAGCUGCAGGUGUAGACCAUGCAUCUCCAUGAAAGGGAAAGAGGGCCAAACUCCAUCCAUAAAAAUUCAAGUCAUGUGAAAUUCCCUCCGAGUUCAUCUUUUUGCCUGAGCAGUUUCAUGACAGAUCUAGAAAUAAUCACCCCGGCACCACGCGCAGUGCCUUGUAUCGAUCUUGCCCAGGGAAUUGAAACUCGCCAGAAAACAAGGCAGGGAGGGAUGGCCAAAUUAUUAUGUGGAAAUCCCUCAAGCGGAAGAAAAGCCUCCCUUUGAUUUUUUUCCAAUGCAAAGUCGACUUCAAAUAACAAUUGAUAUUCAGUAUUUUUUAUCUGUUUUAUUCAUGUUUCAUUCAAAAUGUAAAUCAACAUUGAAUAAUGAUGCAUUUCUAUUGAUUGUUUUAGGUUUAACAUUAAGCAACAGUUGUGAUUGUGAUUAUUGUAUUAAAAGUUUUAAAAGUAGAAAAUAGUUUGUCUUACUUGUUCAGACAGACUUCUUAAAACCUUUCACUCUUUUCUCGAAAUUGCAAUCAAAAUAAUCCUUUUUUCAAACUACAAAAACUCACAGAACCUCUGAUUUGUUGGCAGAAUCAAUCGCAUCAAAAUGUUGUUUGUUUGGGUUUUUUUUUUUUAGCUUGAAACAAACUUUGUUUUCUUAUCAAACCCAGAAAACAUAAAUCUUAACCAGUCAGGCACAAAACAAAAAACACAGCAAUCAGAGGUGGCUCCAACAGAAAAAAAAGGUUCAUUAUUUUAGAGACAACAGUAAGCUAGAAAUGAACUUCAGUUCAUUACACCAAAUCAUGCAAUUUCUAAAAAUUAAGUCAAAUUAAAAAAAUGAAAUAAAGAACAAAACUUUUUUUUAACUCGUAGGAACAGAGGAGAGAAUUUGGUUAUUGAAACAUAAUAAACUCCAUUCAACUUCCUGUAUAACUUACCAUAUACUGGUUCCACCUCCAUCAGAUUUUUGUCAUUUGAUGAUGGUCCAGCAACAGACAAUUUGACACUUACGUCUGUAAGUUGUAGCGCCACCUGGUGGUGGUCAAUGGCCUCUAACUCAUUUUUUAUUGAAGGGAUGCAGCUGAGCUUUCUUCAAGACACACCUGAUGUGGUAAUGAACUGGCAAAAAAAUCAGCACCAUGUUUAAUUCAACUGCACCCCAAAAAAGAAAAAACUGUAAUAUUAUAAUAUAUCUACAGCCUCAUAAAUUUGGUAUAGAUCUUGAGGGGUAUGAUAAGAAAAAUAUUACGGUAUAGUAUAAUAAAAAAUUCACAGUAUAGUGUUAUAAAAAUGUCAUUUUUUCCAUACUAAAGAUGUGAAAUUUUGAUCAUACUAUCCUAUAACAUUUAAGUCAUACUAUGCUAUGACUUUUUUUUUAUCAUACUAUACUAUGACUUCCUGUCAUACGAAAAUUUGAAAUUUUUAUCAUAGUAUACUAUGACAUUUUUACCAUCCUACACUAUUAUAUUUUUGUCAUACUACACUAUAAUUUAUUCAUACUAAAAUUUCACAUUUUUAUCAUAGUAUAUUAUGACUUUUUUUUAUCAUAUUUUACUAUUAUAUUUCCAUCAAACUACACAAUGACAUUUUCAUUUUACUUUAUCUUAAUUUAAUUUCCCUACUUGAAUGUGAAUUUUUUUAUCAUACUUUAUUAUAACACUUAAACAUGCAAUAAUAUGUUAUUGCAUGUUAAAAUAAUAUCAAUCAUACGAUACUAUUACUUUAUAUCAUAUGAAAAUUUGAAAUGUUUUAAAAAAUAUACUAUGAAAUUUUUAUCAUACUAUACUAUUAUAUUUUUGUCAUACUACAGUUUAAUAUAUUCAUACUAAAAUUUCACAUUUUUUUCAUAGUAUACUAUGACAUUUUUUUAAUCAUACUUUACUAUUAUAUUUUCAUCAAACUAUACAGUGAUAUUUUCUUCUUACUUUAUUUUGAUUUAAUUUGAAUUUUUCAAUUUGAUUUAAUUUGUUUUUUCAUUAAUUGGCUGUGAAUAUUCCAGUAAUUCUUUUUCUCUCCCUUUUGUUUCGCCUACUUAAUAUUUGUCGAUGCAGUGACCCAUGUUUUUACAGCCUGAAUUCUCAACAUGAGGUGUUUACUCUGUUUCUUAACCUUUUCUUCCCACCAGGACCCCCCUCUGCUCCAAAAAUUUACCUCCAAGUCCCCCCUGACCCUCUAUCUGGUCAGUGGGCUCUUGUCUGUCUCACCGGGGGGUUCCACCCCAGCGAGCUUACCCUCACCUGGACUUACCAGAGCACAGCGGCAGAUAUCGAUCACCUGUCAGUCACCAAUUGCACCCUUCCCGCAAUCAGCCUUCACAGUAAUGUGUCUGGACACCCAGCUGAUGGAGCCCUGCUGUCUUCUGUUUGGUUGGUGAACUCCACACCUUUAAACCAGCCCAAGUGUUUCCAAGUGAUGGACAACUACAGCCAGGAAGUUUUCCUCCUCAGCCUGUUUCUCCUCCCGCUGAAACAGUCUUUGGACACAGGAGUCACCUUUACAUGUGGAGUCCAGGACCACCCUGCUCUGAGCACCGCUCUUACAACUUCCUUCACAUGGGGUAAAUAA
Messenger RNA from Xyrichtys novacula (pearly razorfish), 3019 nucleotides. NCBI's taxonomy places the organism in Eukaryota, Metazoa, Chordata, Actinopteri, Labriformes, Labridae. The record is from the annotation of a GenBank genome assembly.